This is a messenger RNA of Volvox carteri f. nagariensis, 552 nucleotides long. RefSeq lists its product as uncharacterized. The transcript has a single exon. The annotation marks the transcript as partial. The record is from RefSeq and is a predicted model, not a curated record. NCBI's taxonomy places the organism in Eukaryota, Viridiplantae, Chlorophyta, Chlorophyceae, Chlamydomonadales, Volvocaceae.
AUGCAGCACCAGCACCAGCAGGACCGCGACACCCAGGUUGUGGAUGAGGAUAUGGGUGAGGCUGAGGAGGCUGACAAGGAGGCUGAGGAGGCUGAGGAAGCGGAGGAGGCGGAGGAGGCGGAGGAGGAGGCGGAGGAGGCUAAGGAGGAGGCGGAGGAGGCGGAGGAGGCGGAGGAGGAGGCGGAGGAGGCUGAGGAGGCGGAGGAGGCUGAGGAAGCGGAGGAGGAUGAGGAGGCUGAGGAGGCUGAGGAGGCUGAGGAGGCUGAGGAGGAGGCGGAGGCGGCUGAGGAGGCUGAGGAGGCGGAGGAGGCUGAGGAGGAGGCGGAGGCGGCUGAGGAGGCUGAGGAGGCGGAGGAGGCUGAGGAGGCUGAGGAAGCGGAGGAGGCUGAGGAGGCUGAGGAGGCUGAGGAAGCGGAGGAGGCUGAGGAGGCUGAGGAGGCUGAGGAGGCUGAGGAGGCUGAGGAAGCGGAGGAGGCUGAGCAGGCGGAGGAGGCGGAGGAGGCAGAGGAGGCGGCGGAGGUGGCGGAGGAGGACAACGAUGACAAGGAGGAA